Ostertagia ostertagi is the source of this 645-nucleotide messenger RNA. The record is from the annotation of a GenBank genome assembly. NCBI's taxonomy places the organism in Eukaryota, Metazoa, Nematoda, Chromadorea, Rhabditida, Trichostrongylidae.
AUGACUUUUCAGGAUCUCCAUCGUGAAUUCCAGAGAUGUCGCGACAACAACGAUCUUCGGCUUGAUCUCAGUUCCAAUGAUAUCACGUCUAUACCGUCCUCGAUCAGGGAUCUUACACAGUUGACUGAACUGUUUUUGUAUAAAAACAAGCUUACCCAAUUACCGUCGGAAUUGGGAAAUUUGGUUUCUCUGCGAAAAUUAGGCUUGAGUGAAAAUGCUCUUUGCUCAUUACCCGACUCACUUGCUUCUCUUACGCAGUUAGAAACCUUAGAUCUACGACAUAACAAGCUUACAGAGAUACCUUCCGUAAUUUAUCGGAUCACCUCUCUCGAAACACUUUGGUUGCGGUACAAUAGGAUCACGUCGAUUGGAGAGGAAAUUGGAAAUCUGUCCAAGCUUAAGAUGAUUGAUUUGCGUGAAAACAAAAUCCACAGCUUACCGGCAUCGAUUGGUAAAAUCCACUCCUUGGUUGUCUGCCUUCUAAGCUACAAUCACUUAUCAAAAAUCCCGGAUGAACUAGGACUUUGCAUCAGUUUGACUCAACUUGAUCUGCAACAUAAUGAUCUAGCAGAAUUGCCUGAAACAAUGGGAAAGCUGACGAAUCUCGUUCGACUAGGUAUCAGGUGUGUUUUCUUCUUUUAUUGA